AUGACUGAGACGGCAGUUUGCGCUGGGACGUUCUCUGCUGUGAAGACCCUUUGGGAAGUGAGAAUACACAAGAUAAAUGAAGAAUUACAGAAAGAAAAGGAGUUCAGGCAGAGGUCUGCGGGCAGGCUACUGCUUGUCUGGGAAGAGAGAGCGGCCUUAGCCAGGCUCAAAGAAAAAGUCAUUCAUGAAGAUGGAAGAGCAAUUUUAAGGAUAGAGGAAGAAGAAUGGAAGACACUUCCUUCGUGCCUACUGAAACUCGUCCAUCUCCAGGAAUGGCAGCUUCACAGAACUAGUUUGCAGAAAAUCCCUUCGUUCAUUGGAAGAUUUCAGAGCCUGGUUGUUCUGGAUCUGUCCCGAAACUCAAUCGAAAGUGUCCCUAAAGAAAUUGGCCAGUUGACAGGCCUGCAGGAGCUGCUUCUCAGCUACAACAGGAUCAGGUCUGUUCCCAAGGAAAUAAGUAACUGCACCAGCCUGGAGAGGUUGGAGCUGGCUGUCAACAGGAGCAUCUGCGAUCUUCCUCCUCAGCUCAGUGGCUUGAAGAAGCUUUCACACAUAGAUCUGUGCAUGAAUCAGUUCGCUGCCAUCCCGCCAGCUCUUCUUGACAUGCCCAGCCUCGAGUGGUUGGAUAUGGGGGGGAAUAAACUCCAGGAGCUUCCUGAGGCAAUCGACAGAAUGGAAAAUCUCCACACUUUGUGGCUCCAAAGGAACGAGAUAAGCUUUUUGCCAGAAACCAUUGGUAACAUGAAAAAUCUUAGUACCCUUGUUCUCAGCAACAAUAAGCUGAAGCAUAUUCCAGUUUGUAUGAAGGACAUGACAAAUCUGAGGUUUGUCAACUUCAGAGACAACCCCCUGGAGUUGGAGGUGACACUCCCUCCGUGUGAGGAGACGGAAGAGGAGGAGCAACGGGAGAUGUUCGGCGUUGAGUUCAUGCUCACAUAUAUCCAGGAGUCGCUCAGGAGAGCAGGAAAUCUGGGAAGUUGUGCUGGUCCUUCUCCUGUCACAAAUGCCAGUGAUUAA
Molecule: messenger RNA, 1017 nt
Organism: Eurypyga helias (sunbittern)
Lineage: Eukaryota; Metazoa; Chordata; Aves; Eurypygiformes; Eurypygidae
Gene: LRRC39
Product: leucine rich repeat containing 39
Exons: 8
Coding region: 1-1017 (338 amino acids)
Molecular function (GO): protein binding
Source: RefSeq, a predicted model, not a curated record